Messenger RNA from Oreochromis aureus, 1825 nucleotides. RefSeq names its product interferon alpha/beta receptor 2-like. Gene Ontology annotation, molecular function: protein binding. Lineage: Eukaryota; Metazoa; Chordata; Actinopteri; Cichliformes; Cichlidae. The record is from RefSeq and is a predicted model, not a curated record. Bases 142 to 1059 code for a protein of 305 amino acids. The transcript is spliced from 7 exons.
UGGAAACAGAAACUCAGAGCUGUACAAUAACACAUGCCCCUGUGCUGCCCUCCCCUCCCUCUAUAGGUUGUCCUCAGCCCCACAAACAGCUUAUCAGCCGCCUUGAAGCAGUCUAACUUUGGCACAGUCCAUGGACACACGAUGGGGCUGUGGAUGCUGCUGCUUCUGCAUUUACACCUUGGUAAUGCUCACUGGGGUGAAGCGACGGGCGUUUCCCUUUCUGCACCCUCCAGCGUUUCCAUCUCUUCCAUCAACUUGGAGCACGCACUCAGCUUCCAGCCGGGCCCUCAGACCCCCUCCGACGCCCGCUUCAUGGUAGAAGUCAUCCGCUCCAGAAAGCAGUCGUGGAAGCCGGUGCCGGCUUGCGUGGCACUCAGGGCGGGACAGACAUGUGACCUGACCAGAGCCUUCAAGGACCCGUUCGACCACUACGUAGCUCGUGUCCAGGCCUUCACGGCCACCCAGAGGUCCAGCUGGACGGUAUCGGACAGCUUCCAGCCGCUGUCAGACACUGUGAUUGGACCUCCUGACGUGGCGGUGUCCGGAUGUGGGAACUGUUUAAUCCUGCACCUCACACUUCCUGAAGUCUUGGCGAGCGAGCACCUGAAGGACAGCCACACGGACUUAAUCUUCCACGUACGACGAACCCGCGAUGGAGCGGAGUUCACGCUGCAUAUGCCCUACUCUGCGGAGACUGUGAUCAGCUACCUGCAGACAGGUGUGGAGUACUGUGUGACCGCCUCUGUCAGGCCUCACUUCUCCAAAGCCAUCCCGAGUGAACCUCAGUGUGCCUUCACCAGCCCUCCACCCAGAAACUCACUGUACAUGCUGGUGGUGCUGCUGGGGGCCUUCUGCGCGCUGGCGUUCCUCCUCGUGGCGUUGGUCAUCUACGGCAGCCGGCUGACCUUCAGUGUGCUGAAAACGAGACUCCCCAAAUCUCUGUCAUACGUCAUCCUGUACCGGCGAGGAAGCGCUCCGCCCGGACUCUCGCCUCAGAGCUCACAUGACGACUGCUCGUCUGACCGCCUGAAGAGGAGCCACUCGGAGAAGUCUGUUUAGGAUGAGCCGGCGGAGCGGGUGUGGGGGUUCAGGUGUAAUGAUGUGUAACAAGUAUUUUAUGGAUGAUGUAGGUUUGCGUCUGUUACACCAACGCAGUGGAUUCUGGAUCAAACAAACUUUGAUUCAGUGGGCUGAACAAGCUAAGAUCAUUUUAACUCUGCCGGCUAGUCUUAAUAUUUGUAUAAAAGUCCUGCUCUGUUAGCUCUGAGCCUGAAAAUGGGGCGCGUGUAUAAAAAUGUCAAACUCCUGAACAGCUGAUGCAAUCCUUCAGUCUCACCUGGACUGUUUGAGUUCAGAUCAAAACUACAGAACAUCAUCGCUGAGCUGACACAGUUUCCCACAGGCACACGUCCCACAACAGGUCGUUCCCGUCUUUGUCCGACCUGUGACGAUGCAAUCCUGACAACAGCGUCUCCUGUAAAUCUGAAUAAACUCUGUGUCUAUAUUUUUAUAAACUGGAGCUCUUCUUCGUCACAUUAAUCGAGACAGGAAGUGAAAUUUUCAUAACAUCUCAGUGUCGUUACUGUGAGUUUAUAUGUGAAGCGUUACUGUGAAGUGUUCCUGUAUUUCCUGUUUUCUGUGCUAAAUAAGCAGACCCAUGCUUUUCAUUUAAAGUCAAGUUCAUCUGGUUUUCAGGGGAGUGAAGGGUGGAUGCCUGUGCAGCCAUCUCCACCCAUAUUUGGAGUGAACUUUGAAUGUGAUGAUUUUUCUUUGAUUUUUUUCUUGAUUUUUCUUUUAAUUUUUAAAUAAAGGAAACUGAAAUCUC